CCAGCAGACAAGCUAGCCAUCUACACCUCUAAAAGCUAUGUGGACCCUCUGAUAAAAGCAUUUGAGUACAUGAAGCUAAUAUUGGACACCACAGCUUCUGAACUCAAGCAAAACAAGUCUGGUGUACAGCAUCACAGCAAAUGGAAACACUUCUCCUACAGCAGUUCAGCCUCCGGCUGGCAGUUGUGCUUUGCUGAGCAGAGGAGCUCUAUCAGCUGGAAGGAGGGUUUUCCCGAGCCUGCUCCCCGUUGUCCCCAGCCCUGCCUCCAGGCUCGGUCCCUAGGGCGGGCAGGCAGCAGGCACGGGUGCCCUGAUGGAAGCAGGCAGAACACUGCACAGCUGCCCAAUGUUUGCAUUUCAGUCCUUAUCCAUGGAAAAGAUGUUUUGCAGACUGGGUUUUAGUGGGCAACAGUGCAGGCUACUCAAAUCUCCCUUUACAAGGCCUCCUGGAGUAAGGCAGAGUGUUCCCUCUAACAAAACUGCUGCCGUAGACCCACCAUGCCCGUAAGACUCGUAAGGACUGUGGUAAACUGGUAAGCUCCCAUCCAUUCUCAUAUACAGUAAUGCCUGAAAAGCGAAGAUGUUUUUCUUAAAAAGAAAACAUUCAGAAUAUUUUUAGAAUAUUAGACAAAGAUGCUAUUUGUGCGCUAGACUGGUUUAACUCAACUGAAGUAACUGAUAUUAAUUAGUAUAGCCAACAAUAAAACUGGGCACCAAAAAUCUACAGAAUGGACGCUAACCUACCACUGACCAUGCUCAUUAGAAAUUUUCUCCCAUUCCUAAAAUCCCUCUAUUGGUCACUAGCCCCAGUUCUAUGUAAACCAGAAAUUUAAAGAACAAUUGCUUACAGAAAGCUAAACAAAACGAGCUUCAGACAUAUCAGAGCGACUUUGCCCUGUUACUGACAGAGCUCUUCAAGAGAAGAAACUCAAACACAUUUAUUUUAACUCGGGAAGAUGUCCCACCUGUAAGCACAAAGACAGGUAGUGAGACUUAAGGUAGUGAGACUUAAGAGCUGAUAUGCUGCAUUCAGCAGCUGUUACCCCGAUGUUAAUGUUACAGGCAGUUGCCAUUCGAAUUGGGACACCGUCCCUUUAAACACCAACACCAUCAAUAGCAGAAAGAGGGAAGGGAAGGUGCUGAGGGCAGGCAGGCCCCUGCCGUGUGCCACCUCGGUGGCCCCCAUCUCUUAGGUAGCUCUCGUGAACAAGUAAGCUCAAUGUCAUUACGGCAGAGCCCGCACAGCUCUACCAGUUUAGUCAGACGUUUAAAUAUGCAAGCUUUUCAUUAAGACAUCACUAAUAACCCAUGAACGCUAGAGUUAAAAAUGCGCAUAUAUACCACCACCGGUUCAAACCCAAUCCUAGACAGAGAAGCAAACGCCAAGUGGGAUGAUCCCAGAUGGUUUUGCCUAGGGGGAUGCAUUGUUUCUGCCACGGAUCGCCUGUGUAGAAGCUUUUGCAUUCUUGCACUCCAGCAGACAAGCUAGCCAUCUACACCUCCAGAAGCUAUGUGGACCCUCUGAUAAAAGCGUUUUGAGCACAUCAAGCUAAUAUCGGACACCGCAGCUUCUGAACUCAAGCAAAACAAGUCUGGCGCACAGCCUCACUGCACAUGGAAACACUUCUACAGCAGCUCGUCCUCCGGUUGGGCACAACCACCAACUCCUCCAAACUUACAACUUGUCGGAGGGCGCAGCCCCGGGCUCCCCGGCGGGAGCCGCACAGCGAAGGGUGGGCACGGACGGGUUUUGCGGGGGAGUGGGUCGCGUGGUGGUUUUAGUUUUUUAUUUGUUUGUUUUCGUGUGUGGUGUUUUUUUUUUAAAGCAACUGGAUAGCGCGAGUGGGUUUGUCCCCCUCGCCCCCCGAAGGGUUAAGGCGCCGCCGCCCCCGGCGCCGCUGCCCCGCCGCCCCCGCCCGCCGAUCUGGCAGUUUCUCAAGUUACUCCCCUCAGGCAGCUUGAGCCAGUAAAACCAGAUCCCUCCACCUCGGCGGAGCUCGCUGACAACCAGCCGUCUGGUUUCCUAGGAAACAAAAUCUUGGCUAGAAAUAGUGAAUCAUUUCCAGGUCACUUUCAACAUGGAGAGUGGAGCGGGGAAGCAUUGGACUGAGGAGGAGGUUAAAGCCUUGUUAAGCGUCUGGUCAGAAAAAAAUAUCAGAAAGCAACUCCACGGCACCCUGAGGAAUAAAGGAAUAUUCAUCUACAUUGCUAAAAGGUUGCAGGAGUUAGGAGUUUGCAGGGAUUGGAAACAGUGCCGUGCAAAGUAUAAAAACCUGAAGUAUGAAUACAGAACGGUUAAAUAUGCCCACAACUCGGGGGAUGUCACUAAAACCAUGAAGUUUUUCCAUGAUCUGGAUGCCAUAUUGCGAUACGAACCUGUCACACAAUUAGCAGCAGAAGAGAACGGCAGGUGUUCUGCGACUGAGGCGCAGCUGAACACAAGCCCCACCACAGAGAGCGCGCAAGGUGAAAUAUCAGUUUCUUUAGAAGAUGAUGAGGAUGCUCCAGGAGAUCCACUACUUUUUAUGUCUCAUGUCAGACCAGUUCAACUAGGUAAUCCAACGUCAGCAAUAGAGGCUUCCAAAACACCGGCUUUUAUUCCAACAGUAGCAAAUGAAGGAGGAAAACACUGGACUGUUAAUGAAGUCAGAGCUUUGAUACGCAUAUGGUCAGACAAAAAUAUCCAGCAACAACUGGAGGGGACAGUGAGAAAUAAAAGAAUAUUUGAACAGGUUGCUGCUAGACUUCAGAAGUUUGGAAUUGACAGGGACUGGAAGCAGUGCAGGACAAAAUAUAAAAAUCUGAAACAUGAAUACAAGAGUGUUAAAAGUGCCCAAGACUCAGGGAGUACAAGUAAAAGUAUGAAAUUUUUUAAUGAACUGGAUGCUAUUCUGGGGCACAGCACCAUGGAACAAGCAAGUAAAUCAGAUAAUGAUGAAAGUGAGAGGCCUCCAGAAUGGACAGAAGCAAAAUCAGAAAAGGACUCCAUAGAAAUGCCUGGAGACACAGCUGAAGAGGACUCUGUUAGUAAUAUGUCAGAAGACCUACGGGUUGGAGAUACAAAGAAAGUUUCUGACUCAGAUGAUGUUACUGUAAAUACUACUCCAGAGAAUCAGGCAGCUCUGCGUAUAACGAAAGAAACACCUAUGACAAAAAUCUUUGAAGAUGAGGGGGACUUUGCCCACUCCACUCCAGCAGCUCUGGAAACUACACAAAUAAAGAAGGAGACGAUUGACAUAGAUGAUGAUUCUAUAAGCACUACCUCAGAAGACAGAUCUUGUACGCCAGUAACAAAACGGAUGGUCGGGACAGACAAUCACAUCCCCUUGGAAGAAGCACAAAAUCACUUUAAAGUUAUUACAGUUAAUGAUACUGGAGCAGGAAAACACUGGAGUGAUAAUGAAGUCAGAGCUCUGAUAAACAUAUGGUCAGAUGAAAAGAUACAACAAAUGCUUGAAGGGGCCACGAGAAAUAAAGAAAUAUUUGAGGAAAUUGCCAGAAGGCUAAUGAAACGUGGUAUAGACAGAGAUUGGAAACAAUGUCGCACAAAGUACAAGAACCUAAAAUAUGAAUACCGUGCGCUGCAGAAGGAAAAUGAGCAUCUUGGUAAUCCCAGGAGAAAAAUGAGAUUUUACGAUGAAGUUGACUGUAUCUUAAGAAGACAGCCUCUGGGUCCCUCAGGCUGGGGAUGUGAAAGUUCAAGUCUCCUAUCAGUUUCAGUGGGAGAUGUUACAGCAAACACAGGAUCCUUGAGUAUCAAGAGAAAAACAUGGAAUGAUGAGGUGUCGCCUGUUCCACUUAAGAAAAGUGCUUCUGAAAACACCAUAUUCCACUUCCAAAAACUAUUAACAGAGAGAGUGCACACAGUAACAGAAGGCAAAAACUUACUGUUAGAAAGGCUUUGUAAGCAGGAAGAAAUGCAAGACCUCAACAGAACACAGCUGUAUGCUGAUCCGUCAGCCAUACAACAGGUUGGUUUAAUGAACUUUCUAUAAAAUUAGCAUGCAAAGAGAUUCUCUCAGAUAGUAAGAAAGUAAAUAAGACUUAUUUAUGAGUGUAGGUCACCCACACGAGUACAUGCUUGCUCCCCUUCAAUAUAUUCACUUUCAGUCAUUUAAACAAGUUAUCAUCAUAAUCCUUAACUAUGAGCUUUUAGCAGUGACAUCAGUUAGUCUGAUAGAAGAUGUAACUUCUGCGUACAUGCCUUGACUCACCUACAUGCCACAAUUAACAGGCUUAAUUGAAAGAAAAUAAUAACUUUGACUGAUGAAGGAAAACAUGUAGUUAAAAUUUCAUCUCAUAAUUUCCAAUUACCAUCUCUAUGACCUUCCUAGCAAGUUAGUCCUCUGCAAUUAACCAAACAGCUGAAGCUGUAAGAGAACAACUUCUUGGUUAGGCAAGGCUGGUGGGGAAAACAUACCACCUAAUUCCUUUAUCAGCAUUUACCCUCCUCCUGGCCUCUCCACCUGCCUGUGCUAGGGUGGGGGACCAUCCCCAUCUGCCUGCUGAAGGUAUUGUGCUGUGCAGAAAUGAACUUGAGAAUUCAAUGAGCCAGAACGAAAGUACACAAAGUCGCUGCCCACCUAGAAGGGGCAGGCAUGGGUUCUGGUCCCUGGACAAGGGGUCUGCCUUGUCCAGUAACCAAAAGUACAAAAACCAUAGAAACAGUGCAGGGAACAGUGACGUGGUAAGUGACAAAUGCCAUGCCACAACUAACCACACUUUGCAAAAUCCUACUAGCCACCACUACUUCAUUUUGUGAUUGUGUAAGUAAUAGCCUGCACUGCCUGCAAGGCAUGCUUAUCUAGGGGUUUGCUUUCAGUGUCUUCAAGCAAAACAACUCAGUUCUGGAUCUCAGUCAUGUCUGGGCAUAGACUUACACAACCCUGCCAAAGCUAGGUCAGUUCUGGGCACACACAGGGGCACAACUGAAGUCAAAUAGUCAAGUCCUUACUGCAGCAGCAACAGCCGCCAGCUUUUUUUACACAGAGGCCUAAAUUCCACCCAAGUCUCUCUUUACGACAUCUUACACAAAAAUGUUACUGGAUAUAGUGCUUUGUUUCCUGCUUUAUGGUUAAUUAUUGUCUUAUUAAAUCAUUUAUGAGAGACAUUAUGAAGGUAAAUAAUUUUCACCAAGGUAGAUGUUGUCUGCCAUUUGACUAGCAUUUUUGAAACAAUUCUGAGAAGUCAGAGAAAGAUCCCUAGAAAAUCAGUUUUUUGAUCAUAUUCAUUUAUACAGUGACACAGAUUUACUAUUCGUCCAGUGUAUGUUUAUAUACUACUUUUCACAUUGGUUUCUCAGUACAAACCUUCUUUGACUUGUAAUACUAGCAACACUGUGAGCUUAAAAAUCUUUCUCCUCUUUUUGCAAUGAGUUGAUUGGAAGAUACACAUCUUGAACUUGCGUUAUAUUACUUGCAUAGAGAACUGCUGUCUUUGGUAGGAGAACAAGGGAUCUGUCCCUGCCAUCAUGGCAGUCAGGUAUCCUUCUAGAACAUGACGAGCCAGCUGAAGACCUCACCAUUCCUAGCAGUACUAAUAUCACUAAUAUCCUUCCACCUGUGAACCAGAAAAAAUGUACUCCAGUACAUUUAAACAGUUUAGUUCCAUUUUGAUUCAAAUUAAGUUUUUAAAAAUACUUUAUUUUUUUUUUUUAAUUUUAAAAUAAAAUAGUAUGGAUCACUUAUAUCUUCUGCUCUACCUGCUGUGUUCCAUGAGUGCAAGGCUGAAGUUGAUUUGAUAACUCAUUGCAACAGGAAGAUCCCUUUUUCUCCAUGCUACUCUGAACAGUCCAAUGCUUGCUGGAUCCCCUAUAAACCAGUUCAGCUCACUAACCUGACAAAAGACUAGCCCAGCUGGGGAAAAAAAAAAAGUGCAGAUGGUUUUCUGUGUGAUUUGGAGCAGCCCAGCAAGUUCUCAGCUGUGCUAGGCCUAGGUUUGAGCAGCUCAAAGGUUGUUUUUGUUGCAGUAUGACUCCCUCUCAGAAGCAAGGCUAACCUGAGGGAGGCAGUUGGAACUGCAAAGACAAACUGCACUUAAAAUGCGAUGCACAAGGAUCCCAAUCUUUCCAAAACUUUUCUGUCAUUCACUACAAUGUCCCCCCAAAAACUUGCUCCCAUAAAAUAAAAAAGUAAAGACUUAAUUUUAUUCAUUAGAAUAAGUAGAUCUUUCAAGAAAUAUGUAUCUGGUUUUAAAUGCUGUUGUUAAGGUGAGAACUGCAUAAAAACACUGAGGCAAAGGACUGUCUAAAUUCUUAGUAGGUCAGAGCAGAGAACUGCAGAGCACACUUGGCUUGGAAACUGUUCAUAUCAACACUAGAGGGUAGACAUGAAGCAAGAACAGAAAAAAACCUCAAGUAGCUUUCCAAGUAAAAGUUUUUUUCUCAAAAAACUUUCCAGAGAGCGGGAUUUACCUCACAAACAAACGUUCAAAGAAGGUGGACUUCCCCUUGUGUGGGAUUCCACUUCUAUUCGGCUUUGUGACUGGAAAGCAUAGCUAGCUUUUUGUAAUUGUUUUGUCAGAAGGCUAUCUGCUUUUUCCCUGCUGUUCACAUUUAUUUUCAGUCAAAGAUGGUAAGAGAUGUCAAGUGCAUGGGGAAUUUAGCAUCAUCAAAUAUUUAUGUGCUACUCCCAUUUAUACAGAUAACAAUUCAUUUACUUGAAUAUGUAGGAUGCUGAGAUAGAUAAAUCAAAGUGGCAUCAAGACCUUUCUUCACUGCAGUUGUAACUUACGAUUCCACAUCACUUUUUGCUUAGAGGCAAAAUAACAUGAAUGUUGCACAUUUAGGAUUCCAGUUGUCAGGAGCUGUGGGCUGUCUCCUUUUGACAGCAUCUCCCAGAGUAGUGACAAUGGGCUAAAUACAAUGUGACUAGAGAGAAGGAUUUCUCAAAAAAAGUCCCCUUGAAAAUAGCAUUAAUCCAACUUGUCCUCCCAGUGUAUUUUUAUAUCCACUUGAGCUUGUGCUGUGGCUCUGCUCUGUUGACAGCUUUACAUUUAUUACAGCCACACAAUAUUUAGUCUAGGCACCCUUAUGGGCAAGUUAAGUGGAACUUGGGACACUGUCUGACAUAUGCUAAAUGGUUAUGUGUGAGAAUACUACCAUAGGACUGACAGGGUUUGGGGACGAGAGACCUUCUUAAGACAUAGAUCCACAACAUGGUUCCUUUUUACAGAAAGGCCAGACCAAUCUGUUUCCAUGUAUUUUCAUGCUGCUGGGAAUCUUAAUAUAAAGUACAUCAUGAAAAUGAUUGAGCUUAAAAAUCAAAACCAACACUGAGUAAUUACGGCAGGAGCAGCAGUCCUGUAAAAACCAAAGAUCUUUGCUCUUCUCCCUCAAAUAUCUGCACUAUUACCAAGGAGCCAGAUUACUGUGAGGACAAAUCUGACUCCUCCCCAGUGGCAAAUGGAGAUACUGAAAUUUUCAAGGUGUGGCAGAUAAAUGGAGCAAUCACCACUCUGACCUAUAUUUAAAAGUUCCAUUCUUCUCUAAAGCACACUCAUUCACUGAGAUGAAUGGGUCACUCUACAUGUCUCAGAUAGGGCUGUUACCCUGGAAAGUCCUCUGAAUGCCCCAUUUAGAUUAUUUCCUGGUAGACCAAACUAUAUUUGGGCCAAAUGCCUGGAGAAUGAGCUUCAGGGAACAGAAAUGCUUGCAUUCAUGUUGGAUCCACAAGCUCUGUCAGCAUCACUGUUGGCCUAAAAAACUCUCCCUCCACACUCUCAGCCUUUGUUCCUUCUAGCAGCAAGGUCUCCUUUGUGUUGGCACUAGCACUCACAUGGCCAAGUGGUUAACCGACUGACAGAACUGAUUUAAAUUAAAACUACACUAAUUAAUAAAAAGCCCCUCCAAACAACCCUGCUUUUUUAAGUUCGGGGAAAGUAGUGUAAGACAUGGCAGAAAGAGCAGCCAAGGCAAUUUAUUUGAACUGAACUACCCAGCAGGAACGUCCCAUGCUGUGUACAACCCUCCCUCCGUUCAUUAGGCUCAAAUUUAAGGUAUGGGCAAACAAGCCAACAGAGCAAUCCCGUGAAAAUUACUGGAGAGCUGUGUCAUGCCUACAUGGAUGAUGUAACUACAGUCAACGUGAAGAAAAAUGAACAGUCUCACCCCAGCUAAGGCUAGGUUAAUCUAAUGGAAAGUCUGUUGGUCACAAUAAACAUUAAGGGCUGCCUCCAAAAUGUCCUCUUGUAUCUACAUUUUGGCACCACUUCCCUCCUGGUUUUUCCGCUCAUUUCAUUCCAGUUGGUUACUCCACAUCCAGAGAUAAGAGCUGUGACUGAACUGCAUUCUGUGACAUGUACAUCUCAGAGAUUUGAACUUGGUUAGAAUGGAAAUCUGGCUUAUCUUCACUUUCCAAAAAAGAGCAUGCAGGAACCUGAGCUCUGCAGGAAGUUAUGUGAGACAGCCAAGUGGCUAUAACAGCUCACCACAGCAAAAAAGUCUUGCUGCCUAUCUCUUCCUACAAGAGUAAGCUUUAUGGCAUGUAAUUAAACCGGGCUGUUGGCACCUAGCAGCACAGAAUGCCCUAUAAAUGUAAACCAAGAUAGAACAAAAUGAUAAAAAGUGGUAACUCUAUCCACAUUCAUUCUGUGUCUCUGAAAGUAAUCGAAAAUGUUUUACCAGCACAUACAGCAUGAAUGUUCUGCUAAAACAGCAUACAGACUCAACCACUAGCUAGGCAGACAUCUUACCCAGUAUAUUCCAUAGAAAAUUUACAUAAAAAUAUGGUUAAUUACAAAAUUUGGCAUUUAGACAGUUAAAACAUUUAACACUGCAGUUCUUGCAUCUGGGGAUGGGGGAUCUGCUGAACCUAUAAUGGGCUCUUGAGAUGAAGAGAUAAAUAUGUUACAUACCAAAUUACCAGGAUCAUUACCUGUAGCAUGCCUAUGUUACUCAGAAAAUACCCAUCCAAAUACUAUUGCAUUUUAAAGCUUUUUGUCUGAAAGAUUCACCGUGUAAGAGAGGGUACUAAUAGCUUGCUAAAUAGGCUUUUAAAAAAAAUCGAUCAUGUAGCCAAGAGGUUGUAUACAAAACGUAGAUGAGCACUUUCAUUAUGCUAUAUUGAGUGUAGAUAUUUGGAAGGAUGGCUAAUGGGAAGCCAUCAGUCAUUUUACUAGAUUGAAAGAGAAGUAAGAAUUCUUAACUUAUAUUGCUGAUUAUUUGGGUUCUGUUGUGUGGGUUUUAAUAGUGGACAGUAAUAAAGAAGGUAUCAAAAAAGCAUGCUGGCUGAACCUCCACUCUUCAUUUACUUUGAUUCUCAUUAACAAAUUCCAUACGUAGACCCAGCUGAGAUGGUAUGAGGAGUAUUCUCUGACUUUACAGACUUG
Falco peregrinus (peregrine falcon) is the source of this 9327-nucleotide messenger RNA. RefSeq lists its product as uncharacterized. The transcript is spliced from 10 exons. Bases 2079 to 3995 code for a protein of 638 amino acids. The record is from RefSeq and is a predicted model, not a curated record. NCBI's taxonomy places the organism in Eukaryota, Metazoa, Chordata, Aves, Falconiformes, Falconidae.